Molecule: messenger RNA, 345 nt
Organism: Didymodactylos carnosus
Lineage: Eukaryota; Metazoa; Rotifera; Eurotatoria; Philodinida; Philodinidae
Source: the annotation of a GenBank genome assembly
AUGAUUCCCGAAUACUUAAAUCAUAUUGAAGCUGCUUUAUAUUUAUGGAGCGCUGUUUGGUAUAUCAAAGAAGACACAAUUGACGAUUAUUACACGUUAGCUGUACAUAAAAUAGAAAUAGUUGCUGCUUUCGUUGAAUUAGUCGCGUCUUUUGGAUGGUAAGUGAGUUGAUAGAUAAAUGAGAAGAGAUCAUUUUUUAAGUGUCUGUAUUUUUGAGGAUUAUGUCAUGGUAUCGGACUUAUACACGUACGUUAGGUCGUGGUUAUACGUUAGAUGAUCCAGAUACCAGUGCUUAUCUUUACUACCGACAUUACUAUAUGUUCUGUCCUGUUAAUAUAUUCAUAU